CACCCCACCCCCUCUGCUGUCCCUAUCUCCCUUUGUUUUUCUGGUCCUCCAGAAUUCUCUUGCUAGAUAUGAUAUGAUAUACUCAUUUCUUUCCAAAUACAAAUCCAGCCAUUGGAGUAAAAAUAAUAUACACACAUAUACAAAACCCUCUGUUUCUUCUUCAUCCAUUAAAUGGCUGAUGCAGCUGCUGAAAAACAAAUAUGUGAAGAAAAUGAGGAUGAAGAGGUUAGCAGUAAUGAAGUAGUUAGUAGAGAAGAGAUUCAAGCUGCCAUUGCUAAAGCUGUAGAGCUCAGAGCUAUUCAUGCUGCUUUAUUACAGGGUAUUAAUAGCCCUGCAUCUAAUCUCAUAAAGUUUCCUUCUUCUUCUUCUCCUGCUUCUGAUUUUCCUCAUCAAUUCUCUGCCCAAGAUUAUCCCAUUUUCACUCCAAGUUAUGAAGAUGUUCCAUUAUCUGAACCAAAACAGCUACAGUUGGACAAUCGAGCCUACGCUGAACCUUGGGAUGAUUAUGGCCUUGGAGGGGUGGGAAAUGGCGAUGAAGCCAGUUUGUCGAAUUACAGAAAGGCGAAUUCCUCUUUGAGGAAUGGAAUUUCACCCAACUCGAUCAAUUCAGAACUCCAUACCUGUCCACCUGAUGAUCAGAGAUCGGUCACCGGCUCAUGUACUGAUCAAAUCACUGUGCUUAGAAUAGCCUCUCCUGGUGGUGAUUACUCUAAGUCCAGGAGAAAUUCUUUAGGAGUGAGAUCACUUUCCUCUUGCAAUAGGUGUAAACCUGCUACUAUAACAAGUACUGAGACAGAUGGAGCUAGCAAGAGUGGGAAGAGCUCGAACGUAAUCGUGCCAUUGACAGAUUCACACUCUUUAAAUCAAUUGCAGCCAAAGAGCAAAGGGCUGAACUUGUCAUGGUUGUUCCCUAAGCUAAAGAAGAAAAACAAGAAUGAAAAUUCACCACACAGGACAAAAUCCGACGUCUCUCAGAUUGUUAAGGAUAUUGGAUUGGUUUCUAUUGAAAUUUUGAAGAAAGAGCUCGUGCAAGCAAACGACAGCAGAGAUGCAGCAUUGAUGGAAGUCGCGGAAAUGAGGUCUUCUUUAGGAGAGCUAAAGGAAAAAUUGGAGUACUUAGAAACUUACUGUGAGGAGCUCAAGAAAGCCUUGAGACAAGCAAAACAAUCAAAGGAUUCUCAAGUAUCCAAAAUGCUUAUAGAUCUUCCGAGAAGAGGAAAAUCUAUGGAUGGGGACGGAGAAAACACGAUUCCUGUUAGUGAAGAGGUAAUGGUUGAAGGAUUUUUGCAGAUGGUAUCAGAAUCAAGACUAUCAGUAAAGCAAUUCUGCAAGAUUCUUAUUACACAGGUUGAAGAGACAGACAAUUCUUUAACCGAUAACUUAAACCAUUUACUUCAACCUUACAAGAUUUCUCUAAACUCAAAGCACUCAAAGGCAGUCCUAUACCAUAUUGAAGCCAUCAUAAACCAGUCCCUAUUCCAAGAUUUUGAGAACGUUGUGUUCCAAAAGAAUGGCGCGCCAAAACACUUGGACCCUCAACAAGAUUGCCACGAUCACUUCUCGUCCUUUGUCUCGUUGAGGAACCUAAGCUGGAAUGAAGUGUUAAGAAAGGGGACCAAAUACUACAGUGAUGAUUUCAGCAAAUUCUGUGAUAAAAAAAUGAGUUGCAUUAUCACAAGUCUCAACUGGAAUAGGCCAUGGCCAGAGCAACUACUUCAGGCAUUCUUUGUUGCUGCUAAAUGCAUUUGGUUGCUGCAUUUGCUCGCGUUUUCGUUCGAUCCUCCACUUGGGAUUCUGAGGGUUGAAGAGAAUACAAGUUUUGAUAAGUGUUAUAUGGAGGACAUUUUUGGAGAUAGGCAAAAGUCACAAGGUUCAAACAAGGUUAAGAUCAUGGUAAUGCCUGGUUUCUAUGUGCAAGAUAGAGUACUUAGGUGUAAAGUGAUUUGCAAGUAUAAAUCUACAGCCUAAUUAGGAUCUCUUUCUGAAUUCUUUUUUCUUUGAAAUGUUUCUCUUUAGCAGAUAAUCUAACUUGUAAUAUUGAUCCUAUGCUAAUCAUUUGCUUAUAUGCAUUC
Messenger RNA from Nicotiana attenuata, 2072 nucleotides. RefSeq names its product IRK-interacting protein-like. The record is from RefSeq and is a predicted model, not a curated record. The coding region runs from base 172 to 1968 and encodes 598 amino acids. NCBI's taxonomy places the organism in Eukaryota, Viridiplantae, Streptophyta, Magnoliopsida, Solanales, Solanaceae. The transcript has 2 exons.